CUUUGGGUGUGAUUGAAACUCCACCUGGCAGCUGUAGAAUUUUGGGAAAAAAAUAAAAUGAGAAUGGAAACUGGAAAUUACUGAAGGAGUGGAAAGGGCAUAUUUGAAUAAAAGGAGAUUAUGCUCGUCUAAGAUAUAAAAAAACUCAAUUUAUAUUUUUUAAAAUAUAAUCAAACAGGAAUCUGUUCUAUUUUAUUCGUUCUAAUUCCCAAAUAAAUAGAAAAUAUCAAAACUAUUAUACAAAAUUUGCUUAAAACAAAAGGAAAUCCAUCAAUAUAACUGGAAUUUUUGUGAGCACAAUAAAAAAAGCGAAGAAAAACUUACCAGCGAGUAUAAAGAAUAAAAUCCCUACAAAUUUAUUUGAUUUAAAGUGUAUUGAAUUUCUCGAAUGAAGUGGGAGUUCGAUAAGAAAUGAAAUUUUUCAAAAACUCGACAGUUAGAAUAAAUAAAUCAGAAGUGACUACAGUGUCACAAUACGUGAACAAAGGAAUGAAUUAAUGACUUAACCUCGUACCUAUAAAUCUUCACAACUCUGUAUACUGGACAUCUGCGUUUGUUCGAUACAAUUAUAUCAACGAAGCUACAUUACUAAUGUCUUUAUGAGGCUAAAAUAACUAGGGUAAUAUUAUCUGUGAAAUACGGUGUAAACAACUGUAUUUGAUAUUUCGUAAUUUACUUUGUAACCUACUCAGUAAAUUAAACUUGAACAUCAUUGGAUCUAAUUUUAUAAAGGUUUGUAAUGUUGCCUAUCUUACUGCAAUAAAACAACGCAUAUUGACAUAAUUCAUAACCUAUUGACAUUGACAUUCGACAGGAGUCUGAAUUACAAAGCAAUUUUAUUACAAAGAGAAAGUUUUGUUUGUCAUGAUUAUUGGAAAACUUUGGAACAUUCGAGAUUAUUAUACUCAAUAUAUAUAACUAAGAUUUAUUUAAUUGUACUUUAAUUUUAAGUGAACAGUGAUAGUGGAAUCUGUUUUGUCAAUUUCUUUUUGAAGUUUUACAAUGGAAUUUCCUCAUCUAGGUAAACAUUGUUCAAAAUCAGAUUGUAAUAAAUUGGAUUUCCUUCCAAUUAAAUGUGACGCUUGUAAUAAAAUUUUCUGUAAUGAACAUUACAGUUAUGGUACCCAUAACUGUGCGAAUAUCCACAAAAAGAAUAAUCAAGUUCCAGUAUGUCCACUUUGUAAUAGACCAAUUCCCGUUAGAAAAGGGGAACAUCCUGAUUAUGUAGUUGGUACUCACAUAGACAAUGAUUGCCAAUCGGAUCCUGCAAAAAAUAGAAGGAAAGUGUUUACAAAUAAAUGUUCGUUUUACAAAUGUAAAACAAAGGAACUUUUACCAGUUAUAUGUGAGGAUUGUUCAAAAAAUUUUUGUAUCAAGCACAGACAUCCUGCAGAUCAUGCUUGUGAGGGCAAAAAAUUGAAAUCAUCACCAUUUAGUACACAAGAUGUAUAUAAUGAAGAUGAGGCACUUGCAAGGGCAUUAGCUCUGUCUAUACAAGAAAAUGUUCCGCUUAGUAAAAGUAAACAAGAAGAAUUAGAUUUAGCACUGGCAAAGCAAUUACAAGCAUCAGAAGGAAGUGGAUCUAGUAGAAAUUCAGACCGUUGUAAUAUAUCUUGAAAUAUAGUGUUGAAUACAUUAAUUUGGAUUCAUUUUCACAUAAGUAUCAAAAUAAAUUUUUAUUUAAACACAAAAUAUUGGAAUUUGCAUGAGACUAAAGAAAGACUAAAACAAUCUGUUAUAUAAUUAUUAUUUGUUUAUUUAUAAUUUUUAAUACUACAUAAUUGAGAUUGUGCCUUAUGUAACAAGGAAUUAUUUAUUUUGCUCAAUUAUCAAGUAUAUGAGGAAAAAAAUGUUAAUAUCACCCUACAAAGUAAUUUGUGACCAAGAAAAAUAUUUUUUGUUGUAAAGUGAUUAUUCAAACAAAAAUUUACAUUGUUAUACACAAUAUUUGUAAUAAGUUGUUAAUUCACUAGCACUCGUAAGCAAAUAAAUAAAACGUCGUUUUAAUAA
Molecule: messenger RNA, 2010 nt
Organism: Diorhabda carinulata
Lineage: Eukaryota; Metazoa; Arthropoda; Insecta; Coleoptera; Chrysomelidae
Product: AN1-type zinc finger protein 2A-like
Exons: 2
Coding region: 1003-1617 (204 amino acids)
Biological process (GO): proteasome-mediated ubiquitin-dependent protein catabolic process; protein targeting to ER
Cellular component (GO): cytoplasm; endoplasmic reticulum
Molecular function (GO): zinc ion binding
Source: RefSeq, a predicted model, not a curated record